UGUACCCAGUCCCUCAGCCAUGUCCAUGAUCAUGCUGUGUCUGCUGUGUGCCGUGGCAAUGAUGGUCCAGACUGCCUCUGCGGCCCCCGUAGGCAACAUGAAGCCAGCGGAGAAUGAGGAGCUGACCCUGCUCUUCCACGGGGCCCUGCAGCUGGGCCAGGCCCUCAACAGUGCAUACAGGAGCACAGAGGCACGGCUGAUGGAGGCCAGGCAUAGCGUAGACCUCUACGGCCGUGCACUGGGGCUUCUGGGGCAAGAGGUCAGCCAGGGCUGGGAUGCAGCCCAGGAGCUACGCACAAGCUUGUUGGAGAUCCAGACAGAAGAAGAUGCUCUAAAGCUGCAAGGAGAAGCCACGGCCCAUGCGCUGGGGGAGGUGGCCCAGGGACAGCAGGUGCUUCAGGACAGCAUGCAGCAGCUAGAAGUCCAGCUGAGAGGCGCUUGGCUAGGCCAUGCCCGCCAAGAAUUUGAGGCCUUAAAGGCUUACGCUGACGAGCAGAGCCACAUUGUGUGGGCCCUCACGGGCCACGUGCAGCGACAGAGGCAGGAGAUGGAGGCGCAGGAAUACCGGCUACGACAGAUCCAGGAGAGCAGCGCUCCCAGCCUGAGCCCGCCUGGAGGAACUGAGGACCAGCCAUGCACCAAGGGACGCUUCCACGCCCAUGCAGCCCCUGCACGUGGAGGAGAUGCCUGUCCACUAGGGUUGGCCAGGCCGCGGGGCCCCGCUUCCGGCCAUGAAGCAGAGACAGAAGCAGGCGGGGACGCUGGCAGAGGACAUGGCCCCGUCGAGGAGGGGUGAAAGAAGAACAUGUGCCUCUUCAUGCCUAUACAACCCCCAAUAAAGCAAGCAGUGGCAUCUUA
Molecule: messenger RNA, 858 nt
Organism: Rhinolophus ferrumequinum (greater horseshoe bat)
Lineage: Eukaryota; Metazoa; Chordata; Mammalia; Chiroptera; Rhinolophidae
Gene: ANGPTL8
Product: angiopoietin like 8
Exons: 4
Coding region: 20-796 (258 amino acids)
Biological process (GO): triglyceride homeostasis; regulation of lipid metabolic process
Source: RefSeq, a predicted model, not a curated record